Molecule: messenger RNA, 779 nt
Organism: Arabidopsis lyrata subsp. lyrata
Lineage: Eukaryota; Viridiplantae; Streptophyta; Magnoliopsida; Brassicales; Brassicaceae
Exons: 2
Coding region: 107-457 (116 amino acids)
Source: RefSeq, a predicted model, not a curated record
AUAUAUAAUGCAAUAUUGCCAUGUUAGUACUUAGUAGGUCAAAGAAAUAGACCUACUCUCUAUACAAAGAAGGGAACCAUGGGUGUUCAAUAAUUGGUUUGUUGCGAUGCAAAGGUGGGAGGACAUCCCAACCAUUGACUUUCUCACAACAAUAAACUUAUGGGUUCAGUUUAGAGCUCCGAUGACUCAAUAUCCAAGAGCUGUUACACCACCUCCAAGAGUUAAUAGGCCAUCACUGAAUACUGAAGAAUUAGAAGAUGCGUGUCCAUACUUUCAAUCAUCAAGAUUUCACUUUGACAGGCCAAUUCCACAAUAUCCUUCAAGGCGUCAAUCUUCAGAUGGAUCUAGCAGCUCUUCACAUUCUGUGAAUGAAGCUAUCACACCAGUCUCCAAGCAAUUUGAAGUUGGAGAAAGUUCCAAGAAAGGAGGGAAUCAGAUGCCUCCAAAGAAGCGUUAAAGCACUCUGCAAAUUCUGUCAAACUUUUUGGUAUGUUGUAGGUUCAAGCAAAGGAAACUUUUGGCUCUUGCAGUAUCCUUGUGCAAGAAGAAAACUGCUACUUUUGAUGGUUGUUCUAAGCUUCUGCUUAUGAAUUAGCUUAAUGUCUAAGUUUGUACCUUUAAAUUCUCGUAGUUCUUUAGGGAUUGUCAAUAUUCGUUUGAUAAUCCAAAGUUUGUUAUGUUUCUGCAAAAACUCUUAAGUUAUGUGGUGGAUGUCUCCACUUUUGUACCUUUUUGAAUGCUUAUGAUGAUAUAAAAUGAGACUUAGAGAAAAAAAAAAA